Microplitis mediator is the source of this 3982-nucleotide messenger RNA. RefSeq names its product prion-like-(Q/N-rich) domain-bearing protein 25. NCBI's taxonomy places the organism in Eukaryota, Metazoa, Arthropoda, Insecta, Hymenoptera, Braconidae. The record is from RefSeq and is a predicted model, not a curated record. The transcript is spliced from 12 exons. Bases 98 to 2713 code for a protein of 871 amino acids.
GUAUUUUGAAGUACUUUACGGUAUUAUACUUUGCUUCCUUAAUUUAAAACAAAAAAGUUUUUAAUUUAAGCAUAAUAAAAAAAAUUUAAUUUCGAGAAUGCAAAUUAGAGUCACGUCAGAAAUUUUUCUAAUCUUAGUUCUUAUUUUGUUAAAUACAAAUACAAUUUUUGGAAAUGACAAUAAUUACCACUAUCGAUGUGCACAAGACAAUGAUCAAUGCAAUCCUGUCCAUUCGCAACCAUGCUGUAUGUCAAAGAGUACGUGUGAAAAAAAUGAACUCAAUAAUUUAUAUACAUGCAAAAAACAAGUGCAUAUAGGAAUGUUUUGUACACGAGAUGAGAAUUGUGAUGGAAUAUUGCAUUCAAAGUGUUCAAAAGAUAACAUGUGUGUUUGCAGGUCUAACAAUAUGGAAAUUAACUCUACCAUAUGUGCACCGCUAUUGGGUGAAUAUUGUAUGAAAAAUGAAAAGUGUGCACCUGAUCAUUCUAUUUGUAUUGAUAAAGAAUGUCGGUGCGAGGCAUAUUAUUCAUCUGUGUCUAAUGAUCAAUGCAAAUUAAAGAUACUAGGUGAACUUUGCUCUGACGACAGUGAAUGCGAAAUAGUUAAGUAUGCAAAGUGUUCGGCGUAUUUUACAUGUAAAUGUACAGGUAACACUAUUGCAUUGAAUUCAACGUUUUGUGCACCACAUUUAGAAGGGUUUUGUGAGAGCGACGAUGAAUGUAUACGAAUGAAUGCUGUUUGUGUUGAUAAUAAAUGUAAAUGCAAACCUAACUUAGUUCCUGAUUCUAAUACUGGUUGUAGAAAAGUUAAUUCACCGUUGUCCUGCCUACGUGAUACCGAUUGUAUUGAAUUUAUUAGUCAUUCCGUGUGUCAUCGGAAUAAGUGUCGGUGCGAUAUGAAAUAUUUCCCACUGAAUGAGACAGUAUGUGCGCCAAUGUACAAUAAAAGUUGUCAGGAACCUGAACCAUGUGCAACUACGAAUUCUCUUUGCAUUGAUAACAAGUGUCAGUGUAAGCAUAGCUAUGUAUACCACGAAUACGAAUGCUAUCCAACAUAUUUGGGAGAGCCUUGUCGUGACCAUAAAGAUUGUCAUAAAAUAAAAUUUGGAAUUUGUUCAAACGAUAAGAAAUGCGUUUGUGAUGAUAAAUAUAUGCAGUUUAAUGAAACAUCGUGUGUGUCAAUUAUAGGUGGAUUUUGUUCACACGAUAAUGAAUGUAAAAUUUCAAACUCCGAAUGUAUUAAUAAUCGAUGCGAAUGUAAAGCUCAUUAUUUACCUUUAUACAAUACGCAAUGCUUACCAACUCUAUUAAAAAUGAAUUGUGAAAAUGACGACGAUUGUAGAAAUUUAUGCAAUGCAAUGUGUUCAGAAAGUAAAGAAUGUACUUGUCGAUCAAAUCACGUUCUCUUGAAUAAUACUGCGUGUGCUCCAUUACUGGGUGAAUACUGUUGGUAUGAUGAACAAUGUAUAACAAAUAAUUCUGUUUGUAUUAACCAUACAUGUCGAUGCAAUCAUGGUUUCACAGAAGAAUCAAACGAUGAAUGUAUUGAUGGUUCGUUUGAUGUAUAUUGUUACGACGACAAAGAUUGCAAAAUAUUAAUAAAUGCCAGAUGCUCAAGAGAAUUAAAAAAAUGUCGUUGUAAGCAUAAUUAUUUGAAGAUUGAUAAAAUAUCUUGUGCCCCGUUAUGGGGUGAAUCUUGUCGUUACAAUGAACUAUGUGGCUCGAGUAAUUCAAUCUGUAUUAAUGACCAAUGUGCAUGUCAACCUAACUAUGUUCCAGACUCUGAUGGUCAAUGCUUACCACUCUUGUUAGGAUUUACGUGCGAACGAGACUCUGACUGUAAGAAAAUACACCAUGCAAAAUGUUCUAAAAAGAAUAAAUGCGUUUGCGAAUCAAAUUAUUUUGAGUUCAACAGAACAACAUGUGCAUCACUUAUAGGCGAGUCUUGUAUGGAAAAUAGAGAUUGUUAUCCCAUCCACAGUGUUUGUGAUAAUAAAAUUUGCAAAUGCGCCGACGGCUUUGUACGUCAAUCUAAUAACGAAUGUUUGUCAAGCUAUCUAGGAAUAUUCUGUGAGAAUAAUGACGACUGUAGUGGUGUAAUGCAUUCUGUAUGCUCGAAGAAUCACGAAUGUAUUUGUAAUGAAAAUUACAUUGCAUUAAAUGAGACAACGUGUGCACCUUUGUUAAAUGAACCAUGUUCGAACGACGGAGCAUGCGCAACAUUAAAUGCUGUUUGCAUUGACAAUAAAUGUCGAUGUAAACAUAAUUAUUUAUCUCAGUCCGAUAAUAAUUGCAUACCAGAGCGUUUGAAAGGAGAUUGUAAUUGUGAUUUAGAUUGUAACGCCAUAAAAAAUGCAAAAUGUUCAAUAGGUAAAAAAUGUGUUUGCAUGGAAAAUUAUAUCUCAGUUAAUGAAACUACUUGUGAACCGAUAAAAGACGGUGCCUGUCCUGCAAUAGAACGGUGCGAUGUAACAGGGGAUUUAUGCCGUAAAGAUUGCGAAUGUGGCGAUUUAGUGCGUAAAUAUUGUUCAGAAAAUCAAACAUGUAUCUGUAAACCAAAUUACAUUGAAUUGAACGGUUCCUGUCAACCAAUUAUAAAUGGUUAUUGUACUGAAGAUAAAGAUUGCAUUCCAGAUAAUUCUUUUUGUUAUCUGCACACAUGUCGAUGUAAAAAUAACUUUGUAUCAGUAUCUAAUGAUCGAUGUAAGGCGUAAGACCAUUUAAAAUUCGAUUAAAGACGAAAAAACGAUUUUUAUGACUGUGCGGCGCUUGAUACAUCUAAUUUGAUAUUUUUUUCUAAAAGCUGAGAUUUUUUCCCACAAAGUAUGUAAUUUUCACGAUGUGCAUAUUUUUUGUUUGAACAAAAUUAAAUAAAAUAUAAACUCUCUAUGAUUAAAAAACGUUAAUUCUUAUUUGUUUUGAGGAUGUUGAUACAUUUUUAACACAUAUAUAUUCUAAGCUAUCAACAAUAGGUGAGAUAGGGUACACUGCUUGUGUUUCUUUCACCGUUUUUGACUCCCAGUAUCGUACGUCUAAAACAUUUUUUUUCUAUAAAAAGUCAUCAUUCCCUGAUUAAACGAAACGAUUUGUAAUGUUAAAUGCCCAUAAAAAGGGUGGUUCAAAAAUAUUCAAAGUAUUCAAAAGCAUUAAAAAGUAUUUAAAAUUUUUUUUCCAAUCGUUUUAAGUCGUUUCUUUUAAUAAGGGUUGGUUAGGAAAGGAUAUGUUUUCGGGUACGUAUCUGCAGUAAAGCUCUAAAAACAAAAAUUAUAAAACGAUUUUUCAUGAUACCAGCAUCAAUGGUUCAAGUCUAGGAAUUAGUAAUUUGAACUUUGAUUCUUGUGUUUUGUUCAAUAAUGAUUUCAGACUAUUGAUGUCAUCUGCGUUAAUGACAGUUCUGACUUUGUAAUCAAGUUUUAUGAAAACUUGUGUACAUAAUAAAUAGUAUUUGUGGUUUCUGUUUAGUUAUAAAUUGCAAAUCAUAAGUUAGGCGUACACUAAUGGUUGAUCACGCCAUUGGUCUUAAUAUAACUUGAUUCUAACUAGCUGCUGACACUGAUAAUAAUUUUCAAUGCAGGUAAUCAUGAAAAAAAUAGUGUGUAACACUAGAUGAAACACGACUUCAGAUUGCAUUAGAUGUAUCAAGCGCCGCACUGUCAGCUUUUGUCUACGGCUCGGGCAGCCUACUUUACUUUCGUCUGACAUCGUUUUGUUUCAUCUCUUGACACUUAAUGAACUAUUACAGUUUGUUAAAAACUAUAAAAUCAAUGACUUGCAUUUAAAUAAUUAUUGAUUCUGUUCAAACAAAAAAUAUGCACAUCGUGAAAAUUACAUAUUUUGUGGGAAAAAAUCUCAGCUUUUAGAAAAAAAUAUCAAAUUAGAUGUAUCAAGCGCCGCACAGUCAUAAAAAUCGUUUUUUCGUCCUUAAUCGAAUUUUAAAUGGUCUUUUGUAACAUAAAAUAAAAAAUUGAUAUUCUUAUCGGAAA